Messenger RNA from Scatophagus argus, 2469 nucleotides. It is a transcript of the gene yars1, whose product is annotated as tyrosyl-tRNA synthetase 1. The transcript is spliced from 14 exons. The coding region runs from base 167 to 1768 and encodes 533 amino acids. Gene Ontology annotation, biological process: tyrosyl-tRNA aminoacylation. Gene Ontology annotation, molecular function: ATP binding; tRNA binding; tyrosine-tRNA ligase activity. Lineage: Eukaryota; Metazoa; Chordata; Actinopteri; Scatophagidae. The record is from RefSeq and is a predicted model, not a curated record.
AUCAAAUCGGCUCUGCAGUCUGCAUUCGAUUGCUUUAGCCUGAAGCCUAACCUGAAUCGAUAGCAGAUGUGAUGCUAUCGCUGAUGCAACACACUGACAGGUCCACUCAGCCGACUUUUCUCACACACGUCUCAUUGAUAGAAGCCAGGUUUUGAGGCAGAAGACCAUGGCAGAUCAGCUAAGUCCGGAUGAGAAGUUCCACCUCAUUACCAGGAACCUCCAGGAGGUCCUGGGAGAAGAGACGCUGAAGCAGGUUCUUCAGGAGAGAGAGCUGAAGGUGUACUGGGGUACAGCAACCACGGGCAAACCCCAUGUAGCUUACUUUGUCCCAAUGUCCAAGAUAGCAGACUUUCUCAAGGCUGGGUGUGAGGUCACUGUUUUGUUUGCAGACCUGCAUGCCUACUUAGACAACAUGAAGGCCCCCUGGGAGCUGCUGGAGCUCAGGGUAAAAUACUAUGAGCAGAUUAUCAAGGCCAUGUUGGAAAGCAUCGAUGUGCCUCUGGAUAAACUCAAGUUUGUCAAAGGAACUGACUACCAGCUCAGCAGAGAGUAUACUCUGGACGUGUACCGCCUGUCCUCCAUAGUGACCGAGCAUGACGCUAAGAAAGCUGGAGCUGAGGUCGUCAAACAGGUGGAGCAUCCACUGCUGAGUGGUCUGCUCUACCCUGGCCUGCAGGCUCUGGAUGAGGAGUACCUCAAGGUGGACGCCCAGUUUGGAGGAGUUGACCAGAGAAAGAUUUUCACAUUUGCAGAAAAGUACCUGCCCUCUCUUGGCUAUGCCAAACGCGCUCACCUGAUGAACCCGAUGGUACCAGGUUUGACAGGGUCCAAGAUGAGUUCCUCAGAAGAAGAGUCAAAGAUUGAUCUGCUGGACUCCAAAGAGGAUGUGAAGAAGAAGCUGAAGAAAGCUUUCUGUGAGCCAGGCAACAUUCAGAACAAUGGAGUUCUGUCCUUUGUCAAAUAUGUGCUCUUUCCUCUACAUGGAGAGUUCUGCAUCAAAAGAGACCCCAAAUGGGGAGGAGACAAAACGUACACUGCAUUUGAAGAGGUGGAGAAAGACUUUGCUGAGGAGACCAUCCAUCCAGGAGACCUGAAGGCCUCAGUGGAGGUAACACUAAACCAAUUGCUGGAACCAAUCAGAAAGAAGUUUGAGUCUCCCGAGCUCCGCAAACUUACCAACUCUGCCUACCCCAGCGCUUCCAAGACGAAAGGAGCAGUAAAGGGUGCCAAGGCCGGAGGAGGUGGUGGGGGUGGAGAGGAUGAUGAGCUGGCCCCCUCAAGACUGGACAUCAGGGUGGGCAAGAUCAUAAGUGUGGAGAAGCAUCCAGAUGCUGAUUCGCUCUACCUGGAGAAGAUUGAUGUGGGAGAGCCGGAGCCAAGGACGGUAGUGAGUGGGCUGGUGGCCUAUGUUUCACAGGAGGACUUACAGGACAGAAUGGUGUUGGUGCUGUGCAAUCUGAAACCCCAGAAGAUGCGAGGGAUUGAGUCUCAAGCUAUGCUGCUAUGUGCCUCUAUUGAAGGGGAGCCUAGGAGGGUGGAACCUUUGGACCCUCCAGAGGGGUCGUCACCAGGAGAAAAGGUCUUUGUCGAGGGGUAUGAGACAGGCAAACCAGAUGACAAACUCAACCCAAAGAAGAAGGUGUGGGAGAAACUGCAGGUGGACCUGAAGAUAUCAGACGAAUGUGUAGCUCAGUGGAAAGACAAACAUCUAAUGACCAAACUAGGACAGAUCACAUGUAAGACACUCAAAGGAGGCAACAUCAGCUAGAUACACAUAACUAUCACCACUGAAGCUGCUUUGGCCAGCCACAUUAAAACAAAACAAAAGAAAAAAAACCUCUUGUCUGCAAAUCACCAAGGCAACCAACAGUGACUUCAUCUGGAUGUUUUCAUGAAGAACAACAUUGCUGCCAAAAGUCUGAGAUGUUUGGACUGGUCUAGACAAAUUCUGUUAUCUUGUUGUCACUUUACUAGAAAAAUAAGAGCUCUGUACAACAAUUGUGUAACUAAUAUUCCUAUUAUUCAUUACUCUGACUUUUUUUAAAACUUGUUCUGUGUUCUUAAAACACUUAAAUAUACAAAUACAACAUGACAGUGUUUCUGUAAAAGAAACACACAGCUUCACAGCUAAUGAUGGAUUACUUUCUUGAAUGUUGCAGUACUGCUGGUCCAUGGUAGUUGCUGAUAAGGAAUCUCAGGUGUUUGAAAAGGGACUUAAUGUUUCAGUAGUUUUCCAGAAUAAAACUGCACUGUGCUGAUUGCAUUCACGGUAGAUCUGCCAAACCUAAUUAAUAAGCGGUUUUAUGGGUUUCGGGCAUCAAAUGUGUAAAAAUAUAUCAUGUAUCAUAAGACACAUAAGACGGUUGUGUUGGAGGUAGUGUUGUACAGAAAUAAAUAUCUGGACGUUAACUGUCAUAAUGCAUAAUAAUGCAUCAUCUGUCAUAUGAAAUAAACACUGGCUGAAUUGUG